AUGUUGAUUGAAAAGUAUGUCGAUCUGAAGACCGUUUACACACCAACAGACAUACAAGCAGACAUGCUAAGGAUACAUGGUAUUUCAUUAACAUACAUGCAAGCAUGGAGAGGUAAAAAAAAAGCUUUCGAGACAUUAAGAGGUGACCCUGCCGAAUCAUAUGGAAAAAUUCCAACAUAUCUAUAUAUAUUGGAGAAGACAUAUCCAGGGACAAUUGUGAAUUAUAAAAAAACAGAUGAAAAUCGUUUUUUAUAUUCAUUUAUAGCACUUGAUGCAAGUAUAAGAGGCUGGGAGUAUUGUCGACCAAUAGUAGUCGUGGAUGGUACACAUUUAAAAUCAACAUACGAAGGCACAAUGUUGAUAGCUAGCACAUUAGAUCCAGGAGGUCACAUCUUGCCGCUUGCAUACGGAAUAGUUAAUUCAGAAAAUGAUGAUUCAUGGUUAUGGUUCUUUGAGAAUUUUAAAAAUGCAUUCGGUGAAAGGGAAGAUAUGUGCUUUGUUUCUGAUAGAAAUAAGAGCAUUUGGAAUGCUACUGCAGCUAUUUAUCCCGAAUUCAGACAUUACGCAUGCAUAUACCAUCUAUGGACCAAUUUACUAAAGAAAACAUACAGAGAUACAGAAGAGGUUAGACCAUUAUUCUUCAGUUUAGCAAAAGCUUACACUGUUCAAGAGUUUGAUGAAUUGAUGACAAGGAUGGAUCAAAUUAAUCCAAAAUACCAGUCACUAAAUAACGCUAUUCUAGUUGGAAGAAGGUUACCAGUGGUACCAUUGUUGGAAUUUGUUAGAAAAACAAUUGAAGCUUGGAAUGAGAAACACAACGAAGAAGGUAGAAAUACUACAACAACCUUGACAAGUAAAUACAAUGAAAUGUUGGAGGACAAUAGAAAUUUGUCUCAUCGUAUGCUUGUACGCGCAUCAACGAUACACCUUCAUACCAUUACAGAUGGUGCAAAAAGGUUUACAGUAUGUCUGAAUACACGAAUGUGUAGUUGUGGCAGAUUUCAGCAUGAUGAGAUCCCUUGUAGUCAUGCACUUGCAGCAAUCAGACAUAGGAAUAAACAUCGCGAUGAUUAUUGUUCAGCUUAUUAUAGUAAUAAAAAUUAUCAAGAUACAUAUGCAAUACCAAUUGAACCCUUGCCUUGCGAAAGCACUUGGGAUGUUCCAUCACAUGUCUUGGAAGAGGUAGUAUUACCACCAAUUACAAGAAAGCAACCUGGUAGACCUCCAAAAAAUGAUCGCAAAAAGGGAUUCACCGAAGGAGAAGGGAAGAAGAGGAAAUUAUACAGUUGA
Messenger RNA from Solanum stenotomum, 1290 nucleotides. RefSeq lists its product as uncharacterized. The record is from RefSeq and is a predicted model, not a curated record. The coding region runs from base 1 to 1290 and encodes 429 amino acids. Gene Ontology annotation, molecular function: zinc ion binding. The transcript is spliced from 5 exons. Lineage: Eukaryota; Viridiplantae; Streptophyta; Magnoliopsida; Solanales; Solanaceae.